GAAGGACUUAAAAUUUGAACAGUGAGUUUACUUAAAACAGUAAGCUUAACAAAUGUUUUAUUUUAAAAUUUACUUCGCCAUGUUACAUGUUGUAUAAAUGCCAUUGAUAGCCAAAUAUAGUGAUGUAAAAUUUAGCUCUCAUCAUUAACAAGCUUUCACGUAACAGCUUUUUAAAAGUUAUUUAUUUUAUUCCCAAUGCCACCUGGGUUGACAUUUUGUCAAGGCUUCGUUCUCUGUCAGGGGCACCAUAUUAAGUGAGCCAACAUUGCUCCCACAGUGAGGACAGAUAGUACCAGAUUUCACAGAGAAUGAAAGGACAUCCAUGCCUUGUCCGGGAUUUCAGACCCUUUCUGAUGCUAGGCGAGUACAUCCAGUGUUUAGUUCCCAAACUUGCUCGGUUCUCAUUUUAUCAACCCUCUGAAGGGAUGAAAGACUAGUCAACAUUGCCCAGCCCCUAGGAUCGAACCAAGGUGACCUGUGCCACGGCAACACGAAGCGCUACCACUCAGCCACCGAGCAAUCAAAGGACUUAUACAAUGCUUAAAAAAAUUAUUGUCACAGAUUACGGCUGUCUUUUUUUCCAAGUCUUAGUGACCUUCAUCCAAGUCUUCAUAAAGAUGUCGAAUCAUUCGGAAAGAUCCUAUUCUUUCAAUACAAGUGGUAGCAGUUCUCCUUUGCCUUCUCCUAUUCCAGCUUAUCGGGGAGGAAAGACAGCACUAGCUAAGAGAUCGAAAUUUUUACGACGUUUAAUUUAUUUCAAACACAUGGACUUCGAAUUUGCUUUGUGGCAAAUGUUAAGUUUGUUCGUUUCUCCUCAGAAAGUGUACAGAAAUUUUCAAUAUAGAAAACAAACGAAAAAUCAGUUUGCAAGAGAUGAUCCUGCUUUCUUAGUAUUACUAAGUUUUUGGCUGAUAGUGUCUUCCAUUGGUUUUGCUAUUGUAUUGCAGCUUAAUUUUUUAAGAUUCUUGAAAUUCCUCUCAUGGGUAAUUUUCAUAGAUUGCAUUGCUGUAGGAAUAAUUAUAUGUACUAUACUCUGGUUCAUAUCUAAUAGAUAUUUGCGUAAGCCUGUGUGCAAGGAUCAGGAUGUUGAAUGGGCCUAUGCAUUUGAUGUUCAUCUUAAUGCUUUUUUUCCUCUUCUAAUAAUUUUGCACAUUUUCCAAUUAUUUUUUUAUCAUCUUUUAAUCAGUCGAGGCUGGGUAUUUGUUGGAAACACUCUGUGGUUAAUAGCUAUUGGAUAUUAUAUAUACAUCACAUUUCUUGGAUACAGUGCUUUGCCUAUAUUAGAAAAUACACAAGUUCUUCUGUAUCCCCUACUAGUAUUAUUUAUGCUGUACAUACUUUUCCUAAUCAUAAAUUAUAAUAUUUGUUUACAUGUUAUGAAUUUUUAUGAGUAUCGUGUACUAUGAGUUUGAAGAACAACUAGAAUUAUGUAAAAAUGUGUAAAUACUAUCAUUUUUCUGUUUUUGAUAAAAUAUAUAAGUGUGUGUUUAUAUAUAUAUAUAUGCAUUCACUGUCACAACUGCAAUAAAAUAUUUAAUAUUUAUGCAUCUUAGUGGAAAUUACACAUUACGAAAUAUUAUGUGUGACUUUUGUUGUACGUUAAAUAAUUGUUAAUAAAGGAUUAUUUAUAUUUUUA
Parasteatoda tepidariorum (common house spider) is the source of this 1636-nucleotide messenger RNA. RefSeq names its product Unc50 RNA binding protein (gene Unc50). Lineage: Eukaryota; Metazoa; Arthropoda; Arachnida; Araneae; Theridiidae. Gene Ontology annotation, cellular component: Golgi membrane. The record is from RefSeq and is a predicted model, not a curated record.